AGUUCAGUACUAAAUACUAAUGGAUGGAAGAUGAAGCUCACAUAUUUGGUUCAAAUCACAAGACGACUGUAAAAGACUUGUAUCCUUUGAAUAAACCCCAACACCCUCCCCGCCCUCCCCCCCCUCCCCCCAAUACUCUCCCUAAUCUUUCCCUGAAAUUUAAAAGUUGACAAAUUGGUGGCUACUUUAAAAAAUGUUGGAUGGUUACGACAACCUAGCCAAGCUCGACGACACUAUGGUCUUCAAGGUAGGGGGCAGCCCAUUGAUCACGGAGCUGACUGACCUGAACCUGGAGACGAAGUUAGACACUGCAGUCUGCACUGUUGGAGCCUCUUGUGAACUAAGGAUAGCUCUGCCAGAGCCUGACUCACCAUACGGAGUCUACAAGAUUAUCUUGUACGGACCAACUGAGACGAGUGAUGUCGCGGGCUGGGAGGCCGAGAUAAAGCUGCUCGAAGAAGCCCCCGGCAGCAGGAACUCUGAUGGGCAACCCUGCUCCGCUGACACAACAACUAGUAGCGGCACAGACUCCUUCACUUUUACUUGUGAUCUGAGAACGGCAGCCACUUCAGUCGUUCUUACUACGACCUCCUACAAGGAUCUGGCGGAAGUUAUAGUGGCUGGCCAUUUGUGGACUGAGUUUCCGUGUCCGCCUGGCGAGUACAGUGUCUCCGGAACGUACACCUUGGACACUAGCACCACCUGCAAACCUUGUGAAACAGGUACCUACCAGGACCUCCUCGGACAGAAGUUCUGCCGUCCCUCCCGGUUUGAAAAGAUGACACUAACAGACGGUGUGAUAUCUACCUAUCGAGACAGUAUAACAGCUCCCUUCACCUGGGGAACUGGAGUUGAAGUGCAUGACGUGGUGAUCAAGAACAUCAACUUUGACGAGUACUCCUCAAAAGCAAGUGGUUCUGAUACUGAUGAGACGGCGGAAAAAGGAGCAUGUGCAGCUACACUCUCCGGGUACGAGGAUAGUACGUGCGUGUUAAAAGUGAAGGGCGCUACAGUAACCCUUAUAGGUGACUCUGACUCGGUCAGCCCUGCUCUUACGGACCAGGACAAUACGGGAACUAGUGUCAGGAGUCAGACUUAUGUUUUCAAACCGUCCAGUCCGGUUGAAAAUGUGAAAAGAAUAGAAUUCUCCAAGUCCUUUCUUCUGGCGGAACUGGACGUGUACGUAGCACCAACCAGUGACUAUUACCUCCGCUACAACGACGGAACAGGGGCUACAGAAGCCCUGCUCUGUAGUGAGGAAUUAGGACCAAAUACGAAGGUGGGAUUAAGUGAGAAGAUUUCUGCAAAAACAGAUUUGACAUCCUGUGUUCUGUGCCCAGCGGGUGCUGAAAAGACGAUUGAUGUAGAUAAAGAGUUCUUUGAUAGCAAGAUUAAAAUGUCCGUGUUUACCUGCGAGCCGUGUGUGGCUGGACAGUACAGAGAGGAUGGUUACGAUGGGAAGUGUAAGGACUGUACAUCUGGUCACGUGACAGAGUCAGAUGGACUCGCUAUCUGUACCAUCUGUCCCAAGGGAACCUACGAGGUUGGUCUAAAAGAGUGCACAUUAUGUGCAGAUGGAAAGGUUACGAAGCAGGAAGGACUGACCGUGUGCACUGUUUGUGUCGAAGAAGGUCUCCUGUCCUACGCUAACUCCGACCAGAGUGAUUGUGAAACGUGUGAAGUCGGAAAAGUGCCUAAUACUGACAGGACUGAUUGCGAGGAUUGUGAAGCUGGGAGGUACCGAGACAGCUCUCUGAACGCUUGUGCAGAUUGUCCGGCUCCUAAGAUAGCUGCUACCACCGGUCUAGCAGCUUGCAAUGAGUGUGUAGAGGGUACAGCACCCAACGCAGCUAGAACAGUGUGCGUAGCGUGCCCUGCUGGAAAGUACAGAGGAGCAGGUGAUACCACGUGCAAGCCCUGCGCAGGAGUGCAAUUCUCUGAAAACGCCGGAAGUGCAGCAUGUGAAGACUGUCCAGUGGGUGAAGUCCCCAACACUGAUAAAGACGGUUGUGAUGAGUGUGCAGUGGGGAUGUAUAGAGGGUCCGGGGAUGCGGGGUGUGUAGUGUGUGCAGGAGGGUACCACACUGACGGCGAAACAGGGCAGAGUGAGUGCAUCAUGUGUUCUAAGGGACAAAAGACAGAAACAAUCCCUUCCCAGACGGGUAUACAGUGUGUAGACUGUCUGCCCGGGUCUUACAGCGCCGCGGACGGGACCGCCACGUGCUCAAUAUGUGCUAGUCCCAAGGUAACCUUGACAGAGAAGCAGCAUGAGUGUGUGCUCUGUGAGCUAGGGACGGUGUACGUGGACUCCAAAACCUGCAAGACUUGUCCGGUAGGAGAGUAUAAUGAGGAUCAAGAUAAAGAUGACGGAGUCUGUAAGGCGUGUGAGAGUCCGUUAGUCACGUUAACGGAGAAGCAGAGCGAGUGUGUGCUGUGCGAGAAGGGGAACGGGUGGGAGACACCCAGCACGUGCAGAAUCUGUGUAGCUGGGGAGUACAGUGACGAGGGGCUCUGUAAAUCCUGCCCUCACAACCACGUCUCUACUACAGAUGGUUUGACAGAGUGUACGCUGUGUCCGAAUGGGGAUCACUCUGAUGAGAAAGCUACAAUUUGUUUACCGUGUGAAGAAGAGGGGACGAUGAAGGAGGCGGGGGUCAACGAGCUACAAUGGCAGAAGUGUGUCGCUGAUGAAGGAGUAGCGUGCACGAAACAGGAUGUGGACAGUGUGUACGGAUUGUUCCAGGACGUUAGCUUUAUGAGAGCAGGGAAGAGCGAGGAGAAGGAUUGUCUCUACGACGAAGCUGAUCCUACGACGAACCUGAAACCUAAAGCUAAGUUCUCCUGUGAGCUGAUAUCUGAGACGGAUGCUGCUAUAAAACCCACCUACAACUGCAUCAAGACACCUAAUACUGCCAAGAUUGAGGCACUUACUGAGGAAAUAACAGCUGAAAAUACAGACGACGCCUCCAGUCAACUGAACGAUUUUGCCAGCGAGGGAGCCGCUGGGAUCGGGGACAUUGCAGCUGCUGCGGACGUUCUGGAGAAGAUAGCACAAUCUGCUACUGAGGUGAGUGAGGCAGCAACAGAAAACAUAGUGUCAGCAGUAAGUUCCAUGGCAGCUGGAGAUCUGGUUACCGACGACAUUGCUCAAAAACAAGAAAUAUCCAAAAAGAUGGUUGCUAACAUAAAAGAGAUUGCUAAGCGGACAGCAGUAUCUAACAAGCUGAUAAAGUCAGUUAACGUAGCGAUAAUGAAAGUGCAGAACGAGGACGGAGCUAAAGAUAUUUCCUUCUUCCUACCGGACGCUAAGGAUCUGACUCAGUUGGGACAACCUGGUGGUGGGGGCGAGGAGGGGGGUAAACCAAGACAGCCCUCUAUUGCGAUCGGUUCCGCGACGGGGAUAAAAGAAAUGUCAGUGGUUCUAAUCUCCGGGGACGCUUUCUUCCCCACUAAAAGUACCGGCCCACUACCAGCCGGGAACUCUACCAGUGAAGUGAGGGACACCCUGUGGAGCGAUCUUAAAGACGAGUUCGACCCUGCAGAGGGGGCUGAAGCUGCAGAGAGCUUGAAGUUUGUAAACUCUGUGGUUCUUGAGAUAGACGUAGGAGAGCAGGAGGCCGGCUUCGUGCUCAACCUCUACAUCAAGCCCAACUUUCAGAUUGGAGACACAGCUAACAAUAUGAAGAAGAUGGGGAAUAGGAGAGUUCAAAUAAAGUACAUAUGUGCUUGGUACGACAACAAGGCUGAAACGGCGGAGUGGAAGACAGAUGGAUGUGAGACUAUAUACGAUAGCAGUGCUGUGGAGGCCGGCGUAGUGUGCUCCUGUUCUCAUAACACUAGCUUUGCUGUACUCAUGGCUGCAGAAGAGAUAGACCCAGGAUAUUUAGAGGUUCAGUCUCUGAUGUCACAGAUUCUCCUAGGAGGGUCCGUCCUGGGCCUCAUAGCAACUAUUGGUCUCAUUUUACCAGCUUCAGCGAUAGUGACUACCCGCUCAGCUAAAGUUAACAUCUGCUUCUCUAUAGCUCUGUUAUUAGCCUCUCUUCUCUUCCUCCUUCAGGACAUCUUCAUCAAGGCAGAUAACACUGGUCUCAUACAACUGAAGAGUAUAGGUUGCGCAGUGUACACGAUGCUACAACACUACAUGUGGCUAGUCGUCUUUAUGUGGACUAUGAUUGAAGGAUUCCUCAUGUACCUCUCUCUGGUACAGGUAUUCGGAUCUCACAUCUCUAACUACAUGCUCAAAUUCAACCUCGUUGCUUACGGAGUACCAAUAGUGUUUCCAUUAGCCGGCUACUUCGCUUUCACCAAGAAGAUCACAGUGGGAGGGGUGGAGGUAGUUGAUCACCAGUACAUGGCUGAGACCAUGUGUUUCCUUAAGCCAGGAACAAUAAACUUCUAUGCGCUCUUCUUCGGCCCUCUCAUCCUUGCAAUAAUAGUGAACCUCGUCUUCUUCGGGCUCGUCCUCAAAGUCAUCAGAAACUCAAAGAACGCCAAUCUCAGUGAUAAAGAACAAUUAAUGAGACAGAUGAAAGCAGCAGUGGGAGUGAUGGUGCUGCUGGGUACAGGGUGGGUGUUAGGAGUUUUCAUGAACAUUCCCGCUCCCGGUCUCCAGAUAACACUCCAGUAUCUCUUCAUCGUAUUCAACGCUUCUCAGGGAAUAUUCGUAUUCGUAUUCUACGUGCUUCUAAACGACGGAGUAAAGAGCUUCUGGCUAGAGAAGUUAGGAAUGAACACAGCAGCUGCUCCCAAAUCAGGCGGUGGAGCGAGUACUGCUACUAAUGUGUACGCGAACGCUUCCACCAGCAAACAGGAAGCUGACCACACGUACUCUAACGCAGCAGAGUUCCCCGCUAAAAAGGACGAUAACGCUAAUCUUUAGACUGAAUACUUUUAGUUGAUUUAUAUUAAAUUAAACAGACUCUAAUAAAACAAUAGGACAAUAGCUUUGCUAUUCUGAUCGAAUAGUCCGCAAGGAAAUGUUUUUAAAUCAGUUAUUUUUAUUAAGUUAUUGAAGAAAGCAAAUUAUUAACUUAAUUAAGUUAUUGAAGAAAGCAAAUUAUUAACUUAGCUUUCGCUGAUCAAAUCGAAAGAGUUAAUAUUUUAAAAGUUAACCAUUUUUAUAGUAUCGAACCUUCAUAAAGGUUAAUACGAUUUUAUUUUUAAUUCAUGUGUUUUUAGUGUUUAGUUAUAAUUUAAUCUUUAUGCUCGUCAUUGAUAAUUUGACGACUAUUUUCAAUUAUAUUUCAUGACGCAUUAUGACAAUAAUAUAUUUGAAUGAUAUGAUAUAUUUGAAUAUUCUGGGUUUAA
Bolinopsis microptera is the source of this 5307-nucleotide messenger RNA. RefSeq lists its product as uncharacterized. The record is from RefSeq and is a predicted model, not a curated record. The transcript has 29 exons. Bases 194 to 4879 code for a protein of 1561 amino acids. Gene Ontology annotation, molecular function: G protein-coupled receptor activity. Gene Ontology annotation, biological process: cell surface receptor signaling pathway; adenylate cyclase-activating G protein-coupled receptor signaling pathway. Gene Ontology annotation, cellular component: plasma membrane. Lineage: Eukaryota; Metazoa; Ctenophora; Tentaculata; Lobata; Bolinopsidae.